Molecule: messenger RNA, 2517 nt
Organism: Cuscuta epithymum
Lineage: Eukaryota; Viridiplantae; Streptophyta; Magnoliopsida; Solanales; Convolvulaceae
Source: the annotation of a GenBank genome assembly
GACUUGCUGAAAAUUAAAUGAAUGGAUUUGAACCAAUUUAUGACUGAUAAUUCUGAUAUUUUUUUGCUUACACCAACGGGAAGUGAUAGAUGAAAGUGAGGCUGGUGCAAGAAAGGUGUUACAUAUAAAGUCGAUAUGCUGUAGUAGCAAAGAAGAUUUGAGAAGAUGAGUGACACGAAUCAACGAGAAUCUCCUUGGCCUUCUCCCCUAGUCGCCAAUUUUUCUUAUUUCUCGGCCGAAUCAGAUAUCACGAGAGGGAUCUCAAGCAGUGCUUCUAUGCAAUGAACACAGAGCAUGAGGAAGACGAUGAUGAAGCCAACCAAAACAACAAAGUUUGCUCUUUGAGAGCCGCAUUUUAGAUUCUGGCAAAGAGGAUACUCCGUAUUUCCACUUUCAAAGUAAGCAUUUUUGUUGGUCCAUUUCUAUAAAAAUUCCCUCUUGUUUGCACAGUUUAAUCUGUCACUGAUCUCCGAGUAAAGUGAGGAGGCGGGGAAGGCUUAUCCAUAGCCGGGAGCAUCAAAGCAUUGUACAUUCAACAAUUAGAUGCCAUUAUAGUCUUCAAUUCCCAAAUGUCUCACGACACCCUAGCUGAUCUGAUCCGGCAAGUCAAGAUCCUGACCCGGAAAGAAUCCGGCUUACCGGACUACGAUCCGAAAGAUCCGACCCUCCCCCCGCUGCCUUCUGUCUCCGCCACCGUUGCCACCUUGGACCCUUCGCCUCCCAACCUCCGCUGCAAGCGCUGCCGAGGGCGGCUUCUCAGAGGGCUGCAAUCUCUGAUUUGCAUUUACUGCGGCCUGAAACAGCACCAGAAGGACGACGCAUCAGCCCCCGAACCCAUUUCAUUUAACUCUACUCUUAGCUAUCGCUUGUUGCUGCAGUCACUCCGCCUUGAUGGAUCGGAAAAGGUUGGGCCACUUAGUGAAAAGGGUGAAAAGCUUGAGUUUAAAAGAGGUCACAAUAUCCAAAAAGAUAACAUUUGCUUGUCUGAGCUUUUAGAUUUUAAAAUAAGCUUAUUCAACAACCAGGAAAAGCCAGAAACUGACCAGGAGCAACAAGGCAACAGCUCUUUAAAUUAUAACUUUGUUGACCUUGACAGUUUUUUCCCCAGAGCAAAGAGUGAUAAUACGAUUAACCCGGACAAAAAUGAACAUGAAGCUAAAACUGCAGGUACUCAUGAUCAUAGUUCGUUUCAGAAUGCUCAGCCCCUCCAACAAGCUGUCACCCCAUCUCAAAAUUAUGAAAGAGAUGAUUUUUCUGAAUGGGAGGCAGAUUUUAGGUCUGCUGAUUCUGAAGUUCCAAGUGAUUCAAAGACAUUUAACCCUGCAACCGGCUCUACAGUUGAUUCUUCUAUAGGUUAUGCCAUUGAUCUUUCUGAGCACAUGGAUUCCAUCUUCGUAAAGAACUUAUGUGGGAGUGAAAAAGAAGACAAGUCAAAAACUUUGCAUAAAGUGAGCAAUUCGAGUUCAGGUGACUCUCAGAGUAAUGCUACAGCGGAAGUUUUUCAGAAAAAAGAGCCAUUUGACUCAAAGGUGGAAGUGAAUGAUUAUCAUCAACAAAAUAGUUCGGACAGUCCAACAAAUGUUGACUGGUUUGAAGAUAAACAGUGGCCAACUAGUUUGUCCAGUGCAGCAAACAUAGGAGAAGAUUCGAUUGAUGAGUGGAAUGAUUUUACCAGCUCAAGCAAUGUCAAAGAUCCUCAGGGAAAGGAAAGCACGCAAGUUGAAAAUCAGGCCGACUUUCAUUUGGACAGUAUAGUAUCUCAUACUGCCAAUGCACCCAAUUAUAAUUCAAUGGAUGUGGAUGGGGAUAUGUUUGAAGAUUGGAAUGAUUUCACAGCAUCAACUGUCAUAUCAGAAAAUGAUAAUGCUGCAAAUACUUCCGGAAACGUUUCAGGGUUGAACUUUUUUAGCUCUAAUGAGUUUGGCGAUAUGGAUUUUGGCAACUUUUCGCAUUCAGGGACUAAGAUUCCUGGACUAGAUCACUCCAUGGGCAGCAACAGCAGCAGCACGGUAGACAUCAAGGAUACUGGAAAGGCUGUGGUCGAGGGUGAUGGGGAUGAUAUCAACAAAAUGAAAACGAAAGAAUCAACUCCCCAGUCAGAUGGCGGCAAUGAUGAUGUAGUAGAAUAUUUUUUGUCGCAGAUGCAUGAUCUCUCAUUUAUGCUUGACACCAACCUUUCCAUCCCCUCCAAAUCACAUAGUAACAAUCCACCUCAUUGACCACCUCUCUAUAUCUCUGUUGACUUGCUCUGGCCACAAGGCCCACAACAUGCAUGUCUGCUAACUUAUUCUGGUUUCUGUUUGACUUCUUUAUAUAAAAAUGGGGUUCUCAUAAGUAGGGUCGUAAAUGAAUCGAAUAAUUUUGAUUCGAAUUCGAAAAUCUCGAUUCGAGUAAGUAGAAUACGAAUACGAAUAAAAAUACUAUGAUAUUCGAUUCGAACAAUAUUCAAAAAUAUUUGAAUUAUAUUGGUAUAUAUAUUUAUAUAUAUUCAUACAAUAUACACUACUUAUAAAUAAA